This is a messenger RNA of Closterium sp. NIES-67, 3111 nucleotides long. The record is from the annotation of a GenBank genome assembly. NCBI's taxonomy places the organism in Eukaryota, Viridiplantae, Streptophyta, Zygnematophyceae, Desmidiales, Closteriaceae.
ACCACGAAAGUUGGAUCCACCGCGAGAGGCAGUCAGCCACGGAUACUCUCGAGGCCAUGGCUGUCCGCCACCUUCUCUCCUCCACCCUCCGCCGCGCGCGCGGAUCGCCCUCCCCAUUGCCGUCGGCGGCCUCCGCCAGCCCAUCGCCGCCUCCCUCUUCCCGCCACGCCCCCGCCGAUCGCGCGCUUCACACGGCGCUCGCCUCCAGAUCGCCCGCCACGCCUGAUCUGCCCACCCCUUCCGCACACGAAGCCUCCGCACAUGGCAUACCCGCGCACGGCAUACCGCACUCGCAUGCCUGUGCUUGCGUCCCCCAUCUCUCCUCUCCCUCGCAUCCUCUCCGAUUCGUUCACGCCGCCACCACCUUCGCCUCCUCCCCGCAUGCCACGGAAGACACAGUGCCACCUGGCAGUGUGACGUCAGCAGCCGAUCGCGACGGCUGGCACGAAGCCACGUCAACGGCGCGCGAAACGACGGCGGACGGUGGAGUGGUAGAUCGGAAACAAGUGGGCGGCGGAGCGAGAUGGGCGCAAGUAGCUGCCCCGGUGUGGGCGGAGCGCACGUACGCGCGGGGCAUUCGCGAAUACAACAACGUGCUGCGGCACCUGGCGGACACCAACAGGCCGCACCUGGUGCGCGAGGUGUGGGGCGACAUGGCGAUGGACGGCGUGCAGCCCGACAGCAACUCGCUCCACAUCGCCGUCAGCGCCGCCAUGAAGGCCGCCAGGCUGCACGACGUGCUCUUCUUCUUUAACCACAUGAAGACACGUGGCAUUGUGCCUGACGUGGUGCUGUACAACAUGCUCAUCACGGCGUGCGCCAUCUGCCUGCACGUCGACCAUGCCUUCAAGGUGGCGGAGGAGAUGCGGCGGGCUGGCAUAGAGCCCCAGCAGCGCACGUACACGGCGCUGCUCAACGCCUGCGCCAACAGCGGCCGAGUGGACGACGCCGAGGCGUUGCUGGCGGCCAUGGAGGCGAGGGGCGUGCCUCGCACGCGCCUCACCGUGGCGGCGCUCAUCACGGCGCACCGCAACCACCGCCCCGUCGCCCCCGACGCCAGGCACAAGGUGCUGGCGCUCUUGGACGAGGCGCGCGCACUGCCCAGUGAAGAGGAGCGCAGGGGGGGGGAAGGGGACGGGGGAGAGGAGGGGGAGAACGAGGGGGAAGCAGCAAGAGCAGGGGCGGCGGUAGCAGGGGCGGUUCGGCGACAGGGGGGCGUGUUGCGGCACUACAAUGCGGCGCUGGGCGCCAUGGAGGAACUCAGAGACCCGCAGGGAGCGGAGCGGGUGAUGGCAGCAGCAAGGGAGGACGGGGUCACGCCAGACGCCAACAUGCACAGGCUGCUCAUCAGGUGUGAUAGAGCACAGGCUGCUCAUCACGGCACGGGAUAUGAGGACACGGGAUAUGAGGACACGGGAUAUGAGGGCCCGGGAUAUGAGGGCACGGGAUAUGAGGGCACGGGAUAUGAGGGCACGGGAUAUGAGGGCACGAGAUAUGAGGGCACGGGAUAUGAGGGCACGGGAUAUGAGGGCACGGGAUGUGAGGGCACGGGAUAUGAGGACACGGGAUAUGAGGACACGGGAUAUGAGGGCCCGGGAUAUGAGGGCACGGGAUAUGAGGGCACGGGAUAUGAGGGCACGGGAUAUGAGGGCGCGAGAUGUGAGGGCACGGGAUAUGAGGGCACGGGAUAUGAGGGCACGGGAUGUGAGGGCACGGGAUGUGAGGGCACGGGAUAUGAGGGCACGGGAUGUGAGGGCGCGGGAUAUGAGGACACGAGAUAUGAGGGCACGGGAUAUGAGGACACGGGAUAUGAGGGCACGGGAUAUGAGGGCACGGGAUGUGAGGGUACGGGAUAUGAGGACACGGGAUAUGAGGGAACGGGAUAUGAGGGCACGGGAUAUGAGGACACGGGAUAUGAGGACACGGGAUAUGAGGGCACGGGAUGAUACGAGGGCACGGGAUAUGAGGGCACGGGAUGUGAGGACACGGGAUAUGAGGACACGGGAUAUGAGGACACGGGAUAUGAGGACACGGGAUAUGAGGGCGCCGGAUAUGAGGGCGCGGGAUUUGAGGGCACGGGAUGUGAGGGCAAAAGAUAUGAGGACACGGGAUAUGAGGGCAUGGGAUAUGAGGGCACGGGAUGUGAGGGCACGGGAUAUGAGGGCACGGGAUGUGAGGGCACGGGAUGUGAGGGCACGGGAUGUGAGGGCACGGGAUGUGAGGACACGGGAUGUGAGGGCACGGGAUGUGAGGGCACGGGAUAUGAGGACACGGGAUAUGAGGACACGGGAUAUGAGGGCGCGGGAUAGCAGAUGCUGGAGAUGCAGUUCAAGUGCUCCAAGAUGGGUGAGGCGAAGUACUACUUGGGGAUGCACGUGGAGAGAGAUAUGGAAAAGGGUGUGCUGAGGUUGCACCAGAGGAAGUACUGUGAGGGGCUGGCUGAGAAGUAUGGGCUGCAAGAUGGGGGAAAGCCAGCAACACCACUACCUUCGGGGUUCACUGUGGAGCCAUGUGCUGAUGAGGAGGUAGUGGGUGAUAGUGACAGGAAGCUGUUUCAUUCGAUGGUUGGGUCGCUGAAUUAUCCUGCAAAUCAUACACGGCCUGACAUUGCAUUUGCUACAUCACGGUUGGCUAGUGUGGUCUCACGCCCUAGUCAUGAGCAGCUGGAAGCGGCCAAGAGGUUGGUCCGCUAUGUGAGUGCUACGGCAUCAGUGGGAUUGGAGUACAGUGGAGUGAGGCAGCGGUUGCAGAGAGGUGCUGCAGAUUGGCACUGGGUGAGGAGACUCCUUGAUAAGGAGGUGCGGCUGGAGAUAGUGAAGACCCAUCAGCAGGCAGCAGAUAUUUUCACUAAGCGUCUGGCGGAGGCGGAUCAUUGGAAGGGCAUGAAGCUUGCUGGGAUGAGUGUGCAUUGAGUAUGCAUGCUUGAGAUGUGGUAUGGUCGAUGAUGGUUGGCAGCCAGAGGGGGAGAUUGUUGUGUGAUGUCAUCAUAUGUUAUCACAUUCUGUCUGCCUCCCAUCCCUUGUUUCAAUUCGCACGUAUGGUUUGACUGUGUGUGAAAGAAUUUGUGUGGUGUGUGUUCUGGAGUUUGGGAAUGUGUUUUGUGUUAUUCUG